Messenger RNA from Trametes versicolor FP-101664 SS1, 1880 nucleotides. Its product is annotated as camp-dependent protein kinase regulatory subunit. Lineage: Eukaryota; Fungi; Basidiomycota; Agaricomycetes; Polyporales; Polyporaceae. The transcript is spliced from 2 exons. Gene Ontology annotation, molecular function: cAMP-dependent protein kinase regulator activity. The coding region runs from base 210 to 1718 and encodes 502 amino acids. Gene Ontology annotation, biological process: regulation of protein phosphorylation. Gene Ontology annotation, cellular component: cAMP-dependent protein kinase complex; nucleus. The record is from RefSeq and is a predicted model, not a curated record.
AUUCACCGCACAUCUAUACCACGUGUUCGCGAACAGCCAAUGUCCAUCGCUCACAGCGUUUGAUACAGCGCACUACUUAACUCGUCCGAGCUACUCCCUUGUCCCCUCAUCUCCCCCAUCUCCCACACCCGCCACGCCAGACAACAACCGCCGCCCGAGCUAGCCCCGCACCGCCCUUGUUCGCCUUUUGGCAAUCUUCCGACCCCGGGAUGUCGGACUCGUCAACUUUCGACGCCCUCAUAUCUGAGCUCACUCGCGACGCCCAGCGCGUCCAACCAAAGGAUACCCUCCAGUGGUGUGCGAACUGGUUUCAGACCCGACUCCAAGAGCAACGCGCACGCGCUCGCGACGUACUCUCCCGCCACUCCACCCUUGCGUCCGGCCUACCCGAAGAUCACUACAUGGAUACACCGCUGAGUCCAACCGCAGGCGGGCCUACGAGCGUAUCCCCCUUCUCCCACUCAAAUGCUCAGGCCUUUGACAAACCAAGGAAGUCGAUGUUCAACGGGAGGACCACUCCGAGCCCGUUCGGCACACUCAAUGUUCCUGGAAACGCCCUCCUACCGGACAACAACGGCACAUUGACCCCCGUGAGUCCUCCCAGCUUCCAGUUCGAGGGCGAGGACGUCGCUCCGACGACACCCAUCUCGGCGCCGAACCCUUUCGCCUCGUUCGCGAACGGCUCCGGCUUCAACUUCAACCCCGAUCCCAGCCCUGGCGACUUCCUCCACCCGCCCACCGCCACAAUCCUGGCGCGGCGCACCUCCGUCAGCGCAGAAUCGAUCCCUGUUGACAGCGAAACGUAUGAGCCCCUGCCGGUGUUCCCGAAGUCGGAUGAUCAGUUGCGGCGCAUCCGCACAUCAAUUGCGAACAACUUCAUCUUCCGCGAUCUCGACGAGGAGCAGGAGACUGGCGUGCUGAACGCGAUGCGCGAGUGCCGCGUCGUCGAGAACGAGGUCGUGAUCCGCCAGGGCGACGUCGGCGAGUACUUCUACGUCGUCGAGAGCGGGCUGCUGCACUGCUACAUCCGACCGGAGCCGCUCCCGCCCGCAUGGCUGAGCGGGCCACUAUCGAACGCGGAGAAGUUCACGCAGUCCGGAUACCACGCCGAGUUCGGGAAGAAGGUCGCGGAGUGCGCCGAGGGCAGCUCGUUCGGCGAGCUCGCGCUCAUGUACGGGCACCCCCGUGCGGCGACCGUGCUCGCGAUGGAGCCGUCCACGCUCUGGUCGCUGGACCGCAUCACGUUCCGCACGAUCAUCCUCAAGGCGGCGCAUCGGAGACGCACUAUGUACGAGCAGUUCCUCUCGUCGGUCGACCUGCUUGCGUCCCUGGAGCCGGAAGAGCGCAGCAAGAUCGCGGACGCGCUCGUGAGCCGGAUCUACGAGGACGGAGAGCCGGUCGUCCGUCAGGGCGAGAUGGGCGACACGUUCUUCUUUGUGGAGGAGGGGAACGCCGUCGUCACCAAGGCCGCACCCGAUGGCAGUGGGUCUGAGGUUGUAGGGCAACUGAAAAAAGGCGAUUACUUCGGCGAGUUGGCAUUGCUGCGGCUGGAACCGCGUGCCGCGACGGUGAGCGCAGUCGUGCGGAACAGCCCUUCCGCCCCGCGAUUGAAGGUGGCUGCGCUGGAUGCGCACGCGUUUACGCGACUGCUCGGGCCGCUACGCGAGAUCAUGGAGCGCAACGCCGGGCAGAGUUACGGGAUCAACUCGCGGAGGUGAAGCGGAUACCCCGGAAAACUUUCGUUCUGUGCUGUAUUGGGUAUGUUGUUUUCGAUCUUGCACUGUCUCUGCUGCUGUAUACCGACGAGUCCAGUCUCGCGAUGGAUUUUGAAUUUGUAUCUUGCGUGUAGCUUAUGUAACUAGCGGUCGUCAGACGAAAUU